Molecule: messenger RNA, 3594 nt
Organism: Orycteropus afer afer
Lineage: Eukaryota; Metazoa; Chordata; Mammalia; Tubulidentata; Orycteropodidae
Gene: INPP5D
Product: inositol polyphosphate-5-phosphatase D
Exons: 26
Coding region: 1-3594 (1197 amino acids)
Biological process (GO): phosphatidylinositol dephosphorylation
Molecular function (GO): phosphatase activity
Source: RefSeq, a predicted model, not a curated record
AUGGUUCCCUGCUGGAACCAUGGCAACAUCACGCGCUCCAAGGCAGAGGAACUGCUCUCCAGGACGGGCAAGGACGGGAGCUUCCUUGUGCGUGCCAGUGAGUCCAUCUCCCGGGCCUAUGCCCUCUGCGUGCUGUAUCGGAACUGCGUUUACACUUACAGGAUUCUGCCCAAUGAAGACGAUAAGUUCACUGUUCAGGCAUCUGAAGGGGUCCCCAUGAGGUUUUUCACCAGGCUGGACCAGCUCAUUGAGUUCUACAAGAAGGAAAACAUGGGCCUGGUGACCCACCUGCAGUACCCGGUACCGCUGGAGGAGGAGGACACUGGUGACGAGCCCGAGGAGGAGACCGAAUGUGUCAUGGCUCCGCCUGAGCUGCCCCCAAGGAACAUCCCUUUGUCUGCCGGGCCCUGUGAGGCCAAGGAGGUUCCUCUUUCAAGCGAGAACGCCCGAGUGCCGGAGUCCAGCAGGCCGACCCUCUCCGAGACGUUACUUCAACGGCUGCAGAGCAUGGACACCAGUGGGCUCCCAGAUGAGCAUCUUAAAGCCAUCCAGGAUUAUAUAAGCACACAGCUCGCCCUGGACUGUGAGUUUGUGAAGACAGGCUCCAGCAGCCUGCCUCACCUGAGGAAACUGACCACCCUCCUGUGCAAGGAGCUUUAUGGCGAGGUCGCUCGGACGCUUCCCUCCCUGGAGUCCCUGCAGAGGCUGUUGGACCAGCAGCUGUCCCCUGGCCUUCGCCCACGUGCUCAGGUGCCAGGUGAGGCCAAUCCCGUCAACAUGGUGGCCAAGCUCAGCCAACUGACAAGUCUGCUGUCCUCUAUCGAAGAUAAGGUCAAGGCCCUGCUGCACGAGGGUCCUGAGUCUCCCCACCGGCGCUCCCUCAUCCCUCCAGUCACCUUUGAGGUGAAGUCGGAGUCCUUGACGAUUCCCCAGAAGGUGCAGCUCAAGGUUGACGUUGAGUCUGGGAAACUGAUCAUUAAGAAGUCCAAGGACGGCCCUGAGGACAAGUUCUACAGCCACAAGAAAAUCCUGCAGCUCGUCAAGUCUCAGAAGUUCCUGAACAAGUUGGUGAUUGUGGUGGAAACCGAGAAGGAGAAGACUUUGCGGAAGGAAUAUGUCUUUGCUGACUCUAAAAAGAGGGAAGGCUUCUGCCAGCUUCUCCAGCAAAUGAAGAACAAGCACUCGGAGCAGCCAGAACCAGACAUGAUCACCAUCUUCAUUGGCACCUGGAACAUGGGUAACGCCCCCCCUCCCAAGAAGAUCACGUCCUGGUUUCUCUCCAAGGGGCAGGGAAAGACGCGGGAUGACUCCGCGGACUACAUCCCCCACGACAUCUACGUGAUUGGCACCCAGGAGGACCCCCUGGGGGAGAAGGAGUGGUUGGAGAUCCUCAGGCACUCCCUCCAGGAGAUCACCAGCAUGACCUUUAAAACGAUGGCCAUCCACACCCUGUGGAACAUCCGCAUUGUGGUGCUGGCCAAGCCGGAGCAUGAGAACCGCAUCAGCCACAUCUGCACGGAUAACGUCAAGACGGGUAUCGCCAACACGCUGGGUGAGCAGGGGCGCCGUUCCUUCAUUGUCCUGGCCCUGGGCGACAAGAGGCUGAGCCCCUUUAACAUCACUCACCGUUUCACCCACCUCUUCUGGCUCGGAGAUCUCAACUACCGCGUGGAGCUGCCCGUCUCGGAGGCAGACGCUAUCAUCCAGAAGAUCAAGCAGCAGCAGUAUGCGGACCUCCUGGCGCACGACCAGCUGCUGACGGAGCGGAGGGAGCAGAAGGUUUUCCUGCACUUUGAGGAGGAGGAAAUCACAUUCGCACCGACCUACCGUUUUGAAAGACUGACUCGAGACAAAUACGCCUACACUAAGCAGAAAGCCACUGGGAUGAAGUACAACCUGCCCUCGUGGUGUGACCGUGUCCUCUGGAAAUCAUACCCCCUGGUGCACGUGGUAUGUCAGUCCUACGGCAGUACCAGUGACAUCAUGACCAGUGACCACAGCCCCGUCUUUGCCACGUUUGAGGCAGGGGUCACCUCCCAGUUUGUCUCCAAGAAUGGCCCCGGGACUGUGGACAGCCAAGGGCAGAUCGAGUUUCUCAGCUGCUAUGCCACACUGAAGACCAAGUCCCAGACCAAAUUCUACCUUGAGUUCCACUCCAGCUGCUUGGAGAGCUUUGUCAAGAGUCAGGAGGGAGAAAACGAAGAAGGAAGCGAAGGGGAGCUGGUGGUGAAGUUUGGCGAGACCCUUCCGAAGCUGAUACCCAUCAUCUCUGACCCCGAGUACCUGCUGGACCAGCACAUCCUAAUCAGCAUUAAGUCCUCCGACAGCGACGAGUCCUAUGGUGAGGGCUGCAUCGCCCUACGGUUAGAGGCCACGGAAACCCAGUUCCCCAUCCACACGCCUCUCACCCACCAUGGAGAGAUGACAGGACACUUCCGUGGGGAGAUUAAGCUGCAGACGUCCCAAGGCAAGAAGAGAGAGAAGCUCUAUGACUUUGUGAAGACAGAGAGGGAUGAGCCCUGUGGACCCAAGUCUCUGAAGAGCUUCACCAGCUACGACCCCACAAAGCUGCUGGAACCCACCAACAGGGUCCCUCCAUGCACUGGCCCCAGCAUCACCGAGAUUAUGAACCCCAACUACAUGGGCGUGGGGUUGUUUGGGCUGCCGAUGCCCCUGCAUGGGAAGCAGGCCCACUCCCCUGACCAACAGUCCACAGCUUGGAGCUACGAUCCAGUGCCCAAGGAUACCUCGCUCGGGCCCGGAAGAGGGGAAAGCCCUCCAACACCACCCUCCCAGCCACCCGUAUCACCCAAGAAGUUUUCACCGUUGUCAGCAAGCCGAGGGCCCUGCCUCAGGACACAAGAGUCAAGGCCCGGUGACUUGGGGAAGAACAUGGCUGAACCCUCACUUCAGGAGGACCUGCUGCUGACGAAGCCGGAGAUGUUUGAGAACCCGCUGUACGGGUCUGUGAGCUCCUUCCCUAAGCUGGUUCCCAGGAAGGAGCAGGAAUCCCCCAAGAUGCUGAGGAAGGAGCCCCCACCCUGCCCGGAUCCCGGAGUCUCCUCACCCGCCAUCUUGCUCACCAAGGCCCAAGAGGUGGAGAGCUCUAAGGGGACUAGCAAGCAGGGCCUCACGCCCUUCCUCAGCCCCGCACCCCGGCUCCGCUCCUUCACCUGCUCCUCCUCCGCUGCAGAGGGCAGAGUGGCGGCCUGUGGGGAAAAGACCCAAGGGAAGCCCAAGCCGCCAGCCAGCUCCCAGGCGCCAGUGCCGGCCAAGAGGCCCGUGAAGCCGUCCCGCUCAGAGAUGAGCCAGCAGACCCCAUCCGUGCCCACACAGCAUCGGCCGCCCCUGCCCGCCAAGAGCCCGGCCGUGCUGCACCUGCAGCACUCCAAGGGCCGUGACUACCGUGACAACAGUGAGCUCCCAUACCACAGCAAGCACCGGCCUGAGGAGGGGCCACUCAGCAGGACCGCCAUGCAGGUGCGCACGGGGGCACACACAUUGAAGCCCCCAGGAGCCGCCAGCGAGACAGGAAGCCCAGGGAGCAGCAGGCUGCCCAGCGUCCUGUCGGCUGCCCCCGAUGCAUCUUCAUGA